This is a messenger RNA of Chrysemys picta bellii (western painted turtle), 4073 nucleotides long. Lineage: Eukaryota; Metazoa; Chordata; Testudines; Emydidae. The record is from RefSeq and is a predicted model, not a curated record.
GUUUAUUACCCUUCUCGGCAUCCUGGACCCAUCUGGUUGGGUGUCCCCCACCCACCCCUACAAGCUUACAGAUAGAUGGUGCAAGCAGAGAGAUUCAGCCCAAGGCCGUAGUUACCAGGUCGGGCCACUUGUGUAGAGACAGCCGGAGGCAUGGCCUUCACCUCCUGGGCUGUGCACCUGUGAAUGGAAUGGGUUCCUCAGGAGCAUCUGUCAGUGCCAUUGAAUGAUCCCACCCACUCGGGCUUUUUGGAGGGGUCAGGGUCAGAGGUUUACCUGUCAACUUCUCAUUAGGGAGACAAGGAUGAUAACUACAGACACAUAAGAAGAGGAUUGCUGGACAAUGGCAGUUUUUGAUACCCCACAAGAAGCGUUCGGGAUCUUGCGCCCAGUUUGUGUACAGCUAACAAAGGUGCAGACUACUGAGAAUGUGGAACGCUUGCAAGCUCAGCUGCAGACAGUCAGUGACUCUGCCCUGCAGGAACUGCAGGAGUACGUCCUUUUCCCAUUGAGGUUCGCCCUGAAGACCCCAGGACCCAAACGGGAGAGUCUUGUCCAGUGUGUGGUGCAGUGCAUCACGUCUAUCCUUUCAACAACAUGUGUGAAGAAGCAGGACCUCCUUCAGGAGCUUUUUUCUGAGCUCUGCCUGUGUCUAUCUUCUCCAUCUGGUUUGCAGCCACCAGCCCCGCUAUCAGAGGAAUUAAAACUGACUGUAAUCCAAGCACUCCAUGUCCUGAUGCAUUCAGCUUAUGGGGACAUUCUCCUGACUUUGUAUCAGCCUUCUACCCUUCCUCACUUAGGAUUUGCUGUAUCUUUGCUUUUGGCCUUGGCAGAACAAGAGAAAGCAAAGCAAAUUAAGCUGGCUGCCUUAAAGUGUUUGCAGGUCCUAAUUCUGCAGUGUGACUGCCAGGAGCAUCAUAGACCCCUAGACACGGUUGAAACAAGACAAUGUGGGAAUUUGUUUGCUUCUUUUCUACCUGGGAUCUCUAUUGCCCUGUCCCGGGUUAUUACCGGAGACAUCAAACAAGGUCAUAUGGUCACUGUUUCUGCCAUCAGGCUCUUUUAUCAAACUGUCUGCUUGGUAAUGGCAGAUGAACAACUAGCCACAAUCACACAGGAUGAAGAGAAGCCUUCAGUAGAACAAAGCAGACUGUCUGAGCUUGUGGUCCAUAGAGGACCGGACUGGGUAAAAAGCACUGCAGACAAAUUGUCUCUCCUUAUCCACAAGAUAGUUGAAUUUGCUUCUCUUCACCCUCACUGGAAGGUCAGGAUGGAAUUGGUGGAGCUGGUCCAUCUCCUUAUGUUGAAGUGCAGUCAGUCACUGGUGGAAUCAGUUGGUCACCUGUUAAAAGCCGUGGUUGGGCUUGUUAAUGAUGAAAGCAAUGAGGUCCAAAGCAAGUGUCAUGAGAUUCUCCGGAGCAUUGCGGAGCUGAGAACAGUAGCUGAGAACAGAGCUCUUGCUGAUGUUCUGUCAGAGAAUCUGCAUUCCCUUGCCACCGCCCUUCCACGUCUGAUGAACUCCCAGGAUGAUCAAGGCAAGUUCUCUACCUUGAGCUUGUUACUCGGCUCCCUGAAGUUGCUGGGCCCCAAGGUGAGCAUUGUGCUCAACUCUGCAGCCCACCUCCAGCGUCUCUCCAAAGCCCUGAUGCAAGUUCUGGAGCUGGAUGUAGCUGAUGUGAAGAUUGUUGAAGAAAGACGUUGGGGCCCUGAAGACACUCUAGGUGAGCCCUUGGGUUCCUCGCAGCAUGGCAAAGGUCAGAAGAAAUACUUCCGGUUCUUCAUUGAUGAGCGGAUUUUCUUGCUCAUUCAGCAAGUUUGCCGGGUACUUGGCUACUAUGGGAACCUCUACUUGCUAGUGGAUCAUUUCAUGGGGCUAUACAACGAAUCUGUUGUGUACCGGAAGCAAGCUGCCAUGGUCCUCAAUGAGUUGAUCACAGGAGCUGCUGGACUGGGGGUAGAUGUUCUUCACGAAAGGGAAACUGCAGUGAGCACGGAAGACCUUAAAGGGACCAUAACAUCCAUCCUCGAAGAAUAUACUGACCAGGCAAACUGGUAUCUGACCACCAGCAUUGACACUGAGGGAACCAGCGAUGAGUUAACUGUGAAACAUUCAAGAGUACGCGCUAUCCCAAGAGGUGCACACAGCAGUUCUUUGAUUUCAUCCUCCUCCCCUUCUUCAGACCCAAACCCAACCAUCCGCUCCAUGAACAGCAAUAUCUGGCAGAUCUGUAUCCAGCUGGAGGGGGUUGGCUGCUUUGCGUAUGUGCUGGGGAAAGAGUUCCGCUUGCUUCUAGCAUCAGUCCUCUACCCUGUGCUUGAAAAGGCCGGGGACAGCACUCUGCUCAUUAGUCAGACGGCAACUGGAACCAUGGUGGAUGUCUGCCAUGCCUGUGGCUAUGACUCCGUGCAACAUCUGAUUAAUGCUAACUCGGACUAUCUGGUGAAUGGGAUUUCCCUAAACCUGCGUCGGGUGGCACAUCAGCCUCACGCCUCGCGGGUCCUGGAGGCCAUGCUCAGGCAUUCGGAUGCCAGCCUGCUCCCACUGGUGGAGGAUGUGAUCCAAGAUGUCCUGUCUGCCCUUGAUCAGUUUUAUGAUGACCGAGCUUCCUCCUUCCUUGGGGUCCUGUCCACAUUAGUGGCAGCUUUAGAGGUGCAGGCCCCCCCUCCUGAGCCUGAGAUGGACGACUCCGGUGCGGAGGGAGAGACUCCAUUGCCAGCCCAUGCCCAGAUAGCAAAGGAUGUGAUGGAGAGAUGUAUCCACUUACUGUCUGACAAGAGUCUGCGGGUGCGGCUGAAGGUCCUGGACGUGCUGGAGUUCUGCGUGAUUGUGCUGCAUCUUCAUGAAAGCCAUCUGCUUCCCAUGGCUCAUCGCGCCUGGCCGGCUCUCGUCACCCGGCUGAUUAACGACGACCCGCUGGUGGUGCUCAGAGCCUUCAAGGUGCUAUGUACCCUGGCCGAGAAGUGUGGCGAUUUCCUGAGGCGACGAUUCUCCAAAGAUGUCCUGCCCAAGCUGGCCGGUUCCCUUGUCACCCAGGCUCCAGUCAGUGCCAGUGCCGGACCCAUGUACAGCCAUACUCUUGCCUUCAAGUUACAGCUGGCCGUGCUGCAGGGGCUGGGUUCGCUGUGUGAGAAACUGGACUUGGGCGAGAGUGACCUGAAUAAAGUAGCAGAUGCCUGUCUGAUUUACCUCAGUGCCAAACAACCCGUGAAACUGCAAGAGGCCGCCCGGAGCGUUUUCCUCCAUUUGAUGUGUGUGGACCCUGACGCCACCUGGCUCCUGCUGAACCAGAUCUGCUGCCUUCUCCCGUAUGAGCCCCCCCACCCCAGCCUCCAGCCGGUGAAGCUAGGCGGGAUGGGGAGGCAACGGACUGAAUUCACCGACAACGUGCUGGGCCUGCUGGGUGAGCUGCAGCGACGGGAGACAGCAGCGUUUCAAGCCGGGCCCCGAGAGGCACCUGAGCCGCAACCCCCCUCGCUGACCGAGGCCCUGGGAUAGCGGCCGGGGGAAGCGAGAAAUGGCUGGUGUAAAUGCAAUGCUGUCUAGGAACGUCCCAUCGCCUCAGACUGAAUCGCUGCGGAGGAAGAUGAGAGCUGCUCCAGGACUGAGACCCGGCUCCCUGAGGGCAGAGUUGACAAAGGCAUUUGAGGGCGAGUUAGAUAUAGCACACGCCGGGCUUGCACUCCCCUGCACACACGUGGGGCCAAAGGGGCACGUGCAUCUCAGGCUCCUUUGUGGCUAAAGAAGGAGAUUGUCAAGAUGCUCCCAUCCCUAUUAUCAAAACACUGGGCUGCUGCCUGGGGUCCCUGGCAGAAUGCCCCUUCCAGUGCUGCCCCAAGCCAGAGAAUGCAACUGCAUCCCUCCCCUGCUUCCAACUGGUUCCCUCCCCUUCCUCCCCCCACCGUACACGCACAUCCCCUUCUUCACUGAUUAUAAAUGAUGGCCUGAAAACUUGAAUUGAAAUUUCCUCCCCUCGCUGACCGGAACUUCUCCAAUAUGGCAGAUACUUCUUCGGGGUUAGAACUCUGUCUCUAGCAGUGCUUCGUAUUAAACAAUUUAAAUAAAAUCAUGUUUCAAA